CGGGCGGGCCGCCGCCAGUGUCCGCGGCCUUCGUGUGACGUGGCACACACACAGCGGAACACUUAGCUCCAGGGGAGCCGGAGUCGUCCGCCACAGUCGCCGGGCAGCUCGUUGUCCGUGAAGUCGUGCCCCGGGGGACUUCGCCGGCCUCGAGCGGUCCGUGCCGCCCCGCGUUGCCUAAAGGGAGGGGAGGAAAAGGGGGGGGAAAAAGCGUGAACGAACAGAGGAGGAGGCCCGACGACGCCCCGGACCCCCAGUCUCGUCUUUCGCGACCGCCGCCGCCAUGGGCCUCACCAUCUCUUCGCUAUUCUCUCGCCUCUUCGGCAAGAAGCAGAUGCGCAUCCUGAUGGUUGGAUUGGACGCUGCUGGCAAGACAACAAUUCUGUAUAAACUGAAGUUAGGGGAAAUAGUCACCACCAUUCCUACCAUUGGUUUUAAUGUGGAAACAGUAGAAUAUAAGAACAUUUGUUUCACAGUAUGGGAUGUUGGUGGUCAAGAUAAAAUCAGGCCUCUCUGGAGGCAUUACUUCCAGAAUACCCAGGGCCUUAUUUUUGUGGUGGAUAGCAACGACCGGGAACGAAUCCAGGAAGGAGCAGAUGUACUGCAGAAAAUGCUUCUGGAAGAUGAGCUGCAGGAUGCAGUACUGCUGCUGUUUGCAAACAAACAGGAUCUGCCCAAUGCCAUGGCCAUCAGCGAGAUGACGGACAAGCUAGGUCUGCAGUCUCUUCGGAACAGAACAUGGUAUGUUCAAGCUACCUGUGCUACACAAGGAACCGGUCUGUACGAGGGACUUGAUUGGCUGUCAAAUGAGCUUUCAAAACGUUAAAUGAAACUAGAUCUCUAACCAAGGACAUGUUUGAUAGAAUUGGUCUAGGCUUGUUACAACAAAAUUAGUUUGCAUCUUGGUUAUUAAGCAGUAUCUGAGACUGGUUCGGGCAGAAUAUCACAGCGUUUAAAACUCAUUUUGUUGCCAAUUAUUGAUUACCAAGCAUAUUUUUGCUAUUUAGCAAUAUGUUUGGUUUUAAAGAAAUUCUCCUUAGGGAAAAAAGUAUCAUUUUAAAAUUUUACUUCCCUUAAGCCUAAAUGCCUGGACAUAGCUAUUGUGACACCUUGAAAUAAAUCUAUCUUUUUUUUUUUUUUUGAGCCCACACCAAUAAUGUUUUCAAGUUACCCCCUUGUUACUUUACCAAUCAAUACCUUUAUCAUUCCUGGGACAGUCUGCUCACUUAAAAUGUAGCAUUCCAUUUAUAUUUAUUUCUUUCCCUCACCAAAAAGAUUUUUUAAUAAUAGCUUGUACCAGCCAGGGGUAUGCUCCAAAACACUAGUCAGUUUUCUUGCACUGAGGAAUUCACUCUUUUCCUCCUGUUAUUGACUCCUGGCUUCCAUCAGCCAAACUUGCCAUGGUGUGGUUUUGGACUUGACAGAAUUGUGUGCUGGCUGCAAAGAGUUCACAUUGAGGUGGUUUUCACUGCUCAGCAGAUUAGAUUGUCUUCCUCUACGUUCUCUCUCUUAUGUUGCAUGUUGCUUUUGGGAUCAGCCUGACUCUUUGCCCAGUAUAUGAUAGUUCUGCUCAUGUUUUCUGUUUAUUGGUGAACAUAUCUCCAUUAAGAGUUUUGAAAAACUCAUCAAACUACAUUUUCUUCAUACCCCCUUUGGAAAUCUUCCUAAUAAAAUUACUAAAAGAA
Jaculus jaculus (lesser Egyptian jerboa) is the source of this 1685-nucleotide messenger RNA. It is a transcript of the gene Arf4, whose product is annotated as ADP ribosylation factor 4. The transcript is spliced from 6 exons. Gene Ontology annotation, cellular component: plasma membrane; cytoplasm. The record is from RefSeq and is a predicted model, not a curated record. The coding region runs from base 284 to 826 and encodes 180 amino acids. Gene Ontology annotation, biological process: intracellular protein transport; vesicle-mediated transport. NCBI's taxonomy places the organism in Eukaryota, Metazoa, Chordata, Mammalia, Rodentia, Dipodidae. Gene Ontology annotation, molecular function: GTPase activity; GTP binding.